UAACCCUGGGUCGCUCCCGCUGCAGGCGGUAUCUCACUGCUGCAGCGCGACUUACCUGGAGAAGAUAUGGCAACCUCUGACCGACCCGACACCCCAAUAGCGUUUGUGUACAGGGGCACAUUUGUCCACUCGACUCAACAAACUGCGCUACAAACGCUGGAAGAUGCGCUCCUGGGAGUAGAUACACAGGGAAAGGUUGCUUUUAUCAGGGAAGGCAAGGAGUUAGAAAAAGUGUCUCAGACCUUUGGAUUCAAGCCAUCUGAUGUCACUCAACUGGCACAACAUGAGUUCUUCAUGCCGGGUCUGGUAGACACUCACAUCCAUGCAUCACAGUAUAGCUAUGCUGGCACAGCCUUGGACAUGCCUUUGCUGCAGUGGCUUAAAACCUACACCUUCCCUGUGGAGUCACGCUUUAAGGACUUGGAGUUUGCCCGCAAGGUCUACACUCAAAUUGUGAGAAGAACCCUGAGAAAUGGAACAACCACCGCAUGUUACUUUGCUACAAUCCAUACUGAAGCCUCUCUCUUGUUGGGCCAGAUUGCUAAUGACUUUGGACAGCGUGCCUUGGUUGGCAAGGUGUGCAUGGACAGGAACAAUUCGGUGGAACAUUACAAAGAGACCUUGCAGGAGUCUCAAGACGAGACUUGCCGGUUCAUUAAAGAACUCCUGAACAAAAAGUACCCUUUAGUGAAGCCUGUGGUGACUCCCCGUUUCGCUCCAUCCUGCACAGGAGCUUUGCUUAAACAGCUGGGAGAAAUUGCUAAAAAUAACAACCUGCACAUUCAGAGUCAUAUCAGUGAAAAUGUGGAGGAAGUGAAGCUUGUGAAGGAGCUGUUUCCUGAUUCAGAGUCUUACACAGAUGUCUAUCACAAAUACAACCUGCUCACUGACAAGACAGUGAUGGCCCAUGGGUGCUACCUCAGUGAUGAAGAGUUGGCUCUAUUCAGAGAGACAGGAGCAUCUUUGUCCCACUGUCCCAAUUCCAACUUUUCGUUGUGCAGUGGAGUGUUAAAUGUCCGCAAUGUCCUGAAGCACAAUGUGAAGUUGGGGCUGGGAACAGAUGUGGCUGGAGGCUAUUCUGCCUCUGUGCUCGAUGCCGUGAGGAGAACUCUGGAUGCAUCUAAAGUCUUGACCAUCCAGGACCCAGCACAUGACGUAACACUCAGUUUUGAGGAGGUGUUCAAACUAGCCACACUGGGAGGCAGCCAAGCCUUGUCCCUGAAUGACCAAACGGGGAACUUUGAAGUGGGCAAAGACUUUGAUGCCCUGAGGAUUAAUGUAGCUGCUGAGGAUGGGCCUAUUGACCUCAUCCAGCCUGAGAAACCAAAGAUUCUUUUGGAAAAAUUCUUGAAUUUGGGUGAUGAUCGUAACAUAGCGGAGGUGUUUGUAGCUGGCAAGAAGGUGGUGCCAUUCACCGAGCCAAAGGAAGAAACAACAGGGUUGGAGGGAGGGAACAGACACCCCACACGGUAGAGGGAGAGGAUC
Messenger RNA from Archocentrus centrarchus (flier cichlid), 1485 nucleotides. RefSeq names its product guanine deaminase (gene gda). The record is from RefSeq and is a predicted model, not a curated record. The coding region runs from base 67 to 1473 and encodes 468 amino acids. The transcript is spliced from 15 exons. Gene Ontology annotation, biological process: guanine catabolic process. NCBI's taxonomy places the organism in Eukaryota, Metazoa, Chordata, Actinopteri, Cichliformes, Cichlidae. Gene Ontology annotation, cellular component: cytosol. Gene Ontology annotation, molecular function: guanine deaminase activity; zinc ion binding.